Messenger RNA from Parnassius mnemosyne (clouded apollo), 1350 nucleotides. NCBI's taxonomy places the organism in Eukaryota, Metazoa, Arthropoda, Insecta, Lepidoptera, Papilionidae. The record is from the annotation of a GenBank genome assembly.
AUGGCCAUCGACACUGCGCUUGACGUGAUCCGUCGGGCUAAAGACAAUGGACUACUGGUAAUUGCAUUCUCCUUGGACAUCAAAGCGGCUUUCGAUAACGCCUGGUGGCCGGCACUGUUCCACGGGCUGAGAACAAUUAAUUGUCCACGCAACAUCUAUGGACUCAUACGUAGUUACGUUCGGAAUCGCAUGGUGACUCUUGAUCACGCCGGGGUCAGAGUCACCAUAAUGAUGACCAAAGGAUGCAUCCAGGGCUCUGCUUGCGGCCCAGUAUUGUGGAACAUCAUUCUCGAUGUACUGCUUGGUGCGGAACUUUCGGCAGGUUGCCAUAUUCAGGCAUACGCAGAUGAUGUAUUUUUAGUUGUCGCGGCCAAAGAUAUCCACCGGCUGGAGAGUACAGCUAACGCUGCGCUCUCGCGUAUUACUGACUGGGGGUCAAGUGUCAAAUUGGUGUUUGGUCCCUCUAAAACACAAAUGAUCGCAUUUACACCUGGUGCAAAGGCUGCAAAUAUCAUUAUGGAUGGACACACUUUAAAAUUUUCCCCUGAUAUCAAAUUGUUGGGUGUCAUUCUGGAUGAAAAAUUGCUAUUCAAUAAGCACAUCCAGUAUGUCAUCAGCAAGGCGAUUAAAAUCUUCAACAAACUUUGCUUAUACACCAGACCUACCUGGGGUGCACACCCGGAGAACAUACGCGCCAUAUACCAGCAGGUAAUCGUAACUAUUGUUACAUAUGCCGCUGGUAUAUGGGGACAUGUAGUUUCAAAGAGAGGGGUCAGAAAGCGGCUGGAGAUAAUGCAGCGAGGAUUUGCCAUCAAGGCGAUUAAGGCAUUCCGUACGGUCUCUACGGCGACUGCUCUGGCCCUAGCAAAAUUCAUACCGAUCGAUCUAAAAAUCAAGGAGGUUUAUGCGGUGGAAAGGACUAGAUUGUCCUGCACAUCAGACUUUCUACCGCAUGACAUAACUUUCGAAAAACCUACUGCACCACAUAAACUCCUGCACCCCAGUGAGAGGAUCACUAUUCAUUAUGACACCGUACACAGCCAGCAAGAGGUGGACACCAUCAUCAGUCCUGACUCGGUCUGUAUUUACACAGACGGCAGUAAGCAAGGGGACGGGGCGGUUGGGGCUGCCUUCGUUUGCUACGUGCCGGCGGUCAAUUCACCCAUCACUAUUGUUAAAAAAUUUAACUGCACGACUCAUGCUCGGUAUUCCAGGCUGAGCUGCUUGCUAUUUAUAAGGCUUGCAACUGGACACUCAACAAUAAUAACAAGGAAACUGUCAUAUUCUCUGAUUCACUUUCUUCUAUCAAAGCCCUACAAAAUAGAAGCAAUACACACCCUAUUGUUGUAG